AUGGAGGAGCAGACGAGCACUUGUAAGUUCCUCCUCCAAGCUGGAGCAAAUCCACAAGAGACCGACCAGAUCGACCGAUCACCGAUUGACAUUGUCUGGAAUAUGAUGGUACGUGAGGGCAGAACCGAGCGGUUCAGAGCGUUGAUUGAGAUAUUCAAGCUGGACAUUGAAGAUGGAUUUGAUUAUCUCAUGACGAGGAAGUACACGCCUCUGCACCAAAUCAUUAUGGGAUUGAAAACACACCCCAGUCAUGAUACCAACUCACUUCUCGCGCUGCAGCUUGAUUUUUCUAGGGACGAGAUUGAUGCACAAGACACACAAGGGCGAACUCCGCUGCACUGGGCUGUGACCAGGGCUAAUGCUGGCGCCGUUAGGCUACUUCUAGCAGCUGGCGCCUCGAUCAAGCUCCGAGACUACAAGAAGCAAACGCCUAUCCACCUUUGCGCAACUGUCGAAUGGGCUAGGGUCGAUUGUCUGGCGCCGUUGCUCUUUGUCGCUGCCCAGAGAGAGUGGGAGGAACGGAUAAGAGUCAGGCCCAGACAGCGAGAUGGCGCAUUACUCGUACAAUCGCAGUUCAACUCUGUAAUAUGGAAGAGCAAACUCCUUGAUGACAACAAUGACUACCAGGGCCGCACGCCCGCACUGCUCGCGGCGUACAAUGACGGCGAUGACAAGCUGGAUCUCCUCCUACGGCACCACGCCGACAUCGAGAUCACGGACUUCCAGGGCCGCACGCCGCUUCUCUUUGCCAUCUUCCGCGAAUCCGUCAAGUGCGUGGGUCUACUUCUCGCUCACGACGCCCGUACCGACGCGGUCGACAAGCACAAUUCCACGAUCCUCCACUACGCGGCGCGGUUCGGCACACUCGAGAUUCUGCAACUCCUGCGCGAUGGCGUUCAUGGUGUCGAUGUAUGUGCCCGCGACAAGGAUGGUAAUACGGCGCUGGAUAUCUUCACAAAUCACCGGCCCAAAGCACCGAGCCCCGAGGAAUCCUUUACUUUCAAGCAGCUGCUGGAGAAAUCCGUCCUACCCAAACUGACACAGCCGGUUAUAGUGCCAGUUUUGCUUUCAACCGAGGAUGGGGAAAAUAGCGACUUAGAACAGUUCUUUACAGCGGCGUCGAGUAUGGAAGCUUCAAGAGUAAAUUCUUUGGAAAAUUCAGUUGAGGAUAUCCGGACGAUUGAUGCGGAAAGGUCUGGGAGAUUGUUCUUCGUCCCAGCGAUCAAGCAGUGGGUUCAUAAGAUGUUAUAA
Molecule: messenger RNA, 1251 nt
Organism: Phaeoacremonium minimum UCRPA7
Lineage: Eukaryota; Fungi; Ascomycota; Sordariomycetes; Togniniales; Togniniaceae
Product: putative ankyrin repeat protein
Exons: 1
Coding region: 1-1251 (416 amino acids)
Molecular function (GO): protein binding
Source: RefSeq, a predicted model, not a curated record